Amaranthus tricolor (Joseph's coat) is the source of this 867-nucleotide messenger RNA. Its product is annotated as cysteine-rich receptor-like protein kinase 25. The record is from RefSeq and is a predicted model, not a curated record. NCBI's taxonomy places the organism in Eukaryota, Viridiplantae, Streptophyta, Magnoliopsida, Caryophyllales, Amaranthaceae. The transcript has 3 exons. Bases 1 to 867 code for a protein of 288 amino acids.
AUGGCCUUGAAAACAUUGCCUAUUAUUAUGUUCACGCUUCUUUGUUUGAUAUGUAAUUGGAAAAGUAGUGAUGGGAAUGAUGAUUCAGUGUUUUUGGCAUGGAAAUGUAAUGAUUCAAAGGGAAACUACACUGAAAAUAGUCCCUACCACAUAAAUCUGUUAAAUGCAUUCUCUAAUCUUACCUCCUUAUCCAUUUCCCAAACCUUCGCCAACUUAAGUACAAGCACAGAUGAGAAUGAUAACACCAACAAAGUGUACGCCUUAUAUGACUGUCGGAAAGACCUCACACUUACAACAUGCCAUCAUUGCGUUGUGGAUGCUACCGAUAAUAUCCUGCACCGUUGCCCCUCGCUAGAGGCCAUUGUCAUGUAUGAGGAAUGCGUGGUAAGAUAUGCAAACCGUCCAAUCGUGUCAAUAAUGGAGCAAAUACCAUAUUUCUCCGAUUGCAAGUUUAGCAUUCCGGAUGGAGGCGAAUUAAGUCGGAUAAUAAAGCCAAUAUUCACAAACUUAAUAGAUGAAGCCAUAUCAAAUAAUUCAAGAUUAAAGUAUUCUGCAGCAAAAAAUGAAGAUUAUUUUGAGUAUCAAAAAGUGUAUUGUUUGUUGCAAUGUACGCCUGAUAUUACACAACAAGAAUGCAAGGAUUGUUUGACGGAAGCAAUGAAUAAAACGAUUGACUGCGCAAAUAGUAGCGGUAUGAUAAGUUAUUACAUUGUGCCCAGCUGCCGGAUGAGAUAUGAUGUUAUACGACAUUUUUUUAAUGUCUCUUCUAGCCUUCCACCUAUGGCUAUGUCUUCUCCGCCUCCUUUUUCUCCUAUUAGUAAUGCUGCCGUUCAGCUUCGGAUGUUUGCAAAGAAUACAGCAAGGUAA